CUCUCCGUCCGUUGUUUCUGCGCGCCUCCAUCAGUUUUAAAAUGUUAUUUAGCCGUGAUGACAAGCUGCGGUGUGCAGAGUGAUGGGGUUUCUGUUCCAUUUGCUUAAUUAUUGGAGCGGUUGUGCGAAGUGGAUACUUUUUUAGUUUGCCUGUAAGAACAAACGGGCCAGUCUGACUUCGCUGUCACGCAGUCUCUAAAUUCCACUGCCAAAGAGGAAAAACGGAGCACCGUCACAGUCAUGCUUGCGCUUUUAUAUAACUUUUUUUCUUUUUUUUCCUAGACCAAUCUACUCAAACGUGUUGUUCUAUAUUACCAGAGCUACUGUACCAUCUUCCCUUUCUACGCGAAUUGGCGCACAUUUUAUAAGCCAUGUUGCGGGCUGUUGUAAACUACUAGGGAGCCACGAGUUUCUGGUUUGAUAACAAACGACCUACUUUAGUCAAUUUUCCUGGCCUGCUAGCUAACAACAUUUGGAUGGCACAGGGAAAAGGGAUAGAUGUAUGCCUUAUCAAUGUAAUUCUCAGCUAAAUCAGAAUAAAACGGCUACAUUUUUCUGGUGUACUUACAGUAGUGAGUGUAUACAUUGUCAUACUGGUCCCCCAUGGGAAUCGAACCCACAACCCUGGCGUUGGAAGCACCAUGCUCUACCAACCAAAUAUCUCCAGCAACUUCUCUCUCAAACUCAACAUCGCUGUUCUCCAACCAGACCAUGUUUGGUAUCCUGGACCGAUGUAAGGAACUGAUGGAGGCUGGUUACAAUGUGAGGCAGCCUGACAAGGAGAAUGUCUCCCUCCUACACUGGGCAGCCAUCAACAACCACGCAGAGGUGGUCAAGUAUUAUAUAUCCAAAGGGGCCGUCAUAGACCAACUAGGUGGUGACCUGAACUCCACACCCCUGCAUUGGGCCAUAAGGCAAGGCCACCUCUCCAUGGUGAUCCAGCUGCUGCGGUACGGAGCCGACCCAUCUGUGGCCGACGGGGAGGGCUACCGCAGCCUGCAUCUGGCAAUCCUCUUCCAACACAUGCCCAUAGCAGCCUACCUCAUGGCCAAGGGACAAGAAGUUGACCUUCCUGACUCAAAUGGGCAGACACCCCUGAUGUUGGCAGCACAGAAAAUCAUUGGGCCCGAGCCCACUAACUUCCUGAUGAAGUGCAAUGCAUCGGUGAGUGCGGUGGACAAAGUGAACAGGAACUCUCCGCUGCACUGUGCCGUGCUGGCGGGAAACGUAGAUGCCGCCCACAUCCUGCUGGAGGCCGGGGCUAGCGUGGAUGCCGAGAACGCCAACGGUGACACUCCCAUAGACCUGGCCCACCAGGUGCACAGCCCCCUGCUCGUCCACAUGCUCAACCACGUCAAGCAGGAGAGGAUACGCUCCAAAUCCCGCUGCCUGCGCCUAGUUAACCGGUACAGGGUGUGUCUUCAGUUUAUGUUCUGCGUUGCUGUGCUGGGCAGUGUGGGAGCGAUAGCCGACUUGAGCUCAGAAUCCUGGCUGCUGAAAGGGGUUCUGCUGGCCUGUGUGAUGGCUGUGGUCAACCUGGCUCAACGGCAGUUGGCGAGCCCGGCCCUGCAGUCGCUGGUUCCUGCUACAACUCUUAUGGCAUCAGUCUUCUGGAUGCUGGUCACCUGGUGCCUGUGCUUCCUGCCUGAUGGUCCCAGUGCCACGGUACAGGUGUUGUUCACUGUCAACGCCACGGCUCUGCUCUACUACUACCUCCGCUCCUGUCGGACUGACCCCGGCAUCGUCAAGGCAACUGAGGAAGAGAAAAAGAUGAAUGUGGUGUUGCUGGCAGAGGCGGGCUGCUUGGACCCCAGUAUCUUCUGCACUUCCUGUAUGAUGAAGAAGCCUAUGAGGGCCAGUCACUGCUUCUCCUGUGACGCCUGCGUGGCGAAACAGGACCAUCACUCCAUCUGGAUCAAUGGCUGCAUCGGUGCCAGGAAUCACCACUUCUUUGUUCUCUUCCUCCUCUAUCUCUGCCUGAUGGGAGCGUGGAUGUUCUACGGAUGUCUCGUGUACUGGUCAAAGCACUGCCCGCUGCACUACCAGGAGGAGGGUGUGUGGGGUGCCAUCUCUGCCCUGGUGGGCUGUUCUUCCUGGGUACUGGGUGUCUUCUGUCUAGCUUUCUUCCAUACCUCCUGGGCUUCCAUACUACUGGUCAUACAGCUCUACCAGAUUGCGUUCUACGGCCUGACAAAUGCAGAGAUGGCAAACCUGGUGCUUCGUCAGAGGAAACUCCCACAAUCCAUCUCUCUCAGACAGAACCCUUACAAUUUGGGUGUGGUGCGGAACCUUGUGUCGUUCUUCCAGCUGCGUUGCUGUGGGCUGUUCAAGCCCGCCAUGGUCGACUGGACCCAGCAGUACCCACCCGGCCGAGACCACAUGUUCGGCCAGCCCGACAUCGUCUGACCCCACGGGGCAGCUAGGACCUGAAUCCACUAUCGUUCUGGACCAAACGGAUGAAGCUUAUUUAAAAAUGUAUAUAUUUUAUAUAUUUUGGACUGCCUGUGAAGAAACACUACUAUAAAGGGAAAUGGCGUGGAGGAAGUUGUACUGACUUUAUGUGUUUUCUUUUGCUACAGACUGCUGCUGCCUUACGCUGGUAUAUAUUAAUGAGGGGAAAAAAUUGAAAUCUGAAAUGUAUCAUUUGUGCCAAGUUGAAUUCGCCUUUAUGGCUUAAAUUGUAUAUUAAGUUAGUCAUUGUUUUCUUUUUAAUAUAAAUAGUUGUAUUUUGAUCAAUGUGAGGGUUUUUUUAUAA
Messenger RNA from Oncorhynchus tshawytscha (Chinook salmon), 2755 nucleotides. RefSeq names its product zinc finger DHHC-type palmitoyltransferase 13 (gene zdhhc13). The record is from RefSeq and is a predicted model, not a curated record. Gene Ontology annotation, cellular component: Golgi membrane. The coding region runs from base 604 to 2406 and encodes 600 amino acids. Gene Ontology annotation, biological process: protein palmitoylation. The transcript is spliced from 16 exons. NCBI's taxonomy places the organism in Eukaryota, Metazoa, Chordata, Actinopteri, Salmoniformes, Salmonidae. Gene Ontology annotation, molecular function: palmitoyltransferase activity; protein binding.